UUUCUAUACUUCACAAGCAUUUGUAUGAACUCAAUAUACCUUCCCCACUAUAGUAGAGAAGUUUAUGAAAAAAACAAACAGAUGACGAAUGUGAAUUUGCAUUAAAACAAAAAUAUUAAAAAAGAAAUUAUAAAUUAACAACAAAGCGAAAACGAAAAACCAAAAAAACUAGAAAAAAAUUUUAUAAUUCUUACAAAACUACAUAAUUAAAUGCUAAAAGUUAUAAAUCCAAAGCCGAAAGUUAAAAAAUGCUGUUAUUCUCCUUAUCCCAAACACACAAAUUAAACUACGUGCUACUGGUUCUAGCAAUUACGUUUCUGGGAAACGUAAAAACAGAAACCAGCGAAACACCAAAGAAUCUGACGGUUGUUAAUAAAACACCGGCUAGCACAGUAGCCGAACAAAAAACUGUUAAAAAAGAGCUCAAAAUUAAUAUAACAGACGCGGCCAUUGAACAGAUAACAACGCCCCAGGAACCAGAUGAUCAUACCGAAAAACUGGUCAUUAUAGAUGAGAAAUCGGUUAUAGAAACCUCUGGUAAAGCAUUCGAACAACAGCCGCCGCAACAUCCAGUGGAUGAAGAAUUUACGUUAAAUGAUCCCGAUGAUAUUUCAGAUUCAUUGAAAACUGGUUUCUAUUUCUUUUUAAUCCUAAGCUCGGGAGCUAUUGUAUUUAUAGUAUUUAAAAUUUACAGACUGCGUUUAUCACGAGCUGAACGUAAAUAUGGUGUUCAGGGAGACCGUUCCACCCAGGAGCUAACACCACUACCCAUUUCCAUUGAAGAUGGUCAUAGUGAUGAUGAAGAUCAAACACUUUUUGAGGUGCAACGUCAAAAUAUUAGAAUAUUAUGAGCUUUUUAAGGCUGUUUAUUGUAAAAAACUUUUCUAACGAAAUUUUUAUAAAUUCCUACUAAAACAAAAGAAAAUAUUCAAUAUUUUUGUAAAUGUUGCCUUAAAAAAUUAACAUGCGGUCUCUCUAUAUAUAGAUUGGCACAUGAGGAAACGAUUAUGUUUAAAUGUGCGUUUAUUGUAUAAUAUUUAUAUUUUUUUCUUGUUAAGUUAUAAGUUAUGCAAAUUUUCCUAUAAACAUUUUUCUGUUUUGUUUACAUUGUAACAAUUAUAUAGAAGAAAAGUAAUAAUUUUUUUUCGUUUUUUUUUAUAAUUUUAUGCUUGCCAAAUAUAAAACCCAAGAAUUCUUGUUAUUAAUCUAAACUAAAUAAAUGUUUGUGAUACUAAUAAAA
This is a messenger RNA of Lucilia sericata (common green bottle fly), 1240 nucleotides long. RefSeq lists its product as uncharacterized. Bases 249 to 851 code for a protein of 200 amino acids. The record is from RefSeq and is a predicted model, not a curated record. Lineage: Eukaryota; Metazoa; Arthropoda; Insecta; Diptera; Calliphoridae. The transcript has 2 exons.